AUGGAGCCCCGGCCGCGGCGGCGGCGCAGGAACCGCCCCCUGGUCGCCGCCUUCCUGCGAGACACGAGCUCGGGCCGCGUGUACAGGCGCGGGAAGCUGAUCGGCAAGGGCGCCUUCCGCCGCUGCUACAAGCUGACGGACAUGUCCACCAGCGCUGUGUUUGCCCUCAAGGUGGUGCCGCUGUGGCGGGGCGGCGCCGGGUGGCUUCGCACACAGGGAAAGGUGGAGCGUGAGACUGCCCUGCACAGCCGCCUGCGACACCGCAACAUCGUGGCCUUCCACGGACACUUUGCUGACUGCGACCACGUGUACACGGUGCUGGAGUACUGCAGCCGCCAGUCUUUGGCUCACGUGCUGAGGGCGCGGCAGACCCUGACAGAGCCGGAGGUGCGCUACUACCUGCGGGGCCUGGUCAGCGGCCUGCACUACCCGCACCAGCGGCACAUCGUGCACCGAGACCUGAAGCUCAGUAACUUCUUCCUUAACAAGAACAUGGAGGUGAAGAUUGGAGACCUGGGGCUGGCAGCCAAGGUGGGGCCAGGGGGCCGCUGCCACGGAGUGCUCUGUGGGACCCCUAACUUCCUGGCCCCCGAGAUUGUCUCCAGAAACGGGCACUCCUGCCAGUCCGACAUCUGGGCUCUGGGCUGCAUCAUGUACAUGGUGCUGACCGGCGCCCCGCCCUUCAUGGCCUCACCCCUGUCGGAGAUGUACCAAAACAUCCGUGAGGGCCACUACCCCGAACCCGCUCAUCUGUCCGCCAAUGCACGCCGCCUCAUCGCACGCCUCCUGGCACCCCACCCGGCCAAGCGGCCCAGCCUGGAACACCUGCUGCACGACAACUUCUUCACGCAGGGCUUCACUCCGGACCAGCUGCCGGCCCACUCCUGCCACAGUCCCCCCAUAUUUGCCGUACCCCCGCCUCUGGGCAGGGUAUUCCGGAAGGUGCGCCAGCUGCUGCUCACCCAGUGCCGGCCACCCUGCCCCUUCACACCUAAAGAGGCCUCGGGUCCAGGAAAAGAUGGGCCAGACCCUGACUCCAUGGAGUGGGGCGGUGAGAGCUCCCUGUCUGUGAAAGCGGUUCCCUGCCUGGAAGCCCCCAUCCACCUGGUCGCACAUGGGACCCUGCAGAGUGACCUGGCCGCUACACGGGACCCCCUGGGAGAGCAGCGGCCCAUCCUCUGGGCCCCCAAAUGGGUGGAUCAUUCCAGCAAAUACGGCUUUGGCUACCAGCUCUCGGACGGGGGCUGGUGUCCUGCUUCGGGACGGCACCCACAUGGCCCUGCGUCCCCCCGGAGGGAGGGGACCCUCUCCACACCUGUGCCGCCUGCUGGACCUGGCCUCUGCCUCCUGCGCUUCCUGGCCUCUGAGCAAGGCUUGCUGCUGCUGUUCAGUAAUGGGACGGUGCAGAUGAGUUUCAGUGGAGUCCCGGCCCAACUGGUGCUGAGUGGCGAGGGUGAGGGUUUGCAGCUCACCCUCUGGGAGCAGGCCCCUGGCACCUCCUAUGCCCUGGACAUCCUGCGGAGCCACGGCUGCGUCCCCGCCACCCGGCAGUGCCUUCACCACGCCGUCCGCAUGCUGCAGAGUAUCUAA
Rhinopithecus roxellana (golden snub-nosed monkey) is the source of this 1590-nucleotide messenger RNA. RefSeq names its product polo like kinase 5 (gene PLK5). Lineage: Eukaryota; Metazoa; Chordata; Mammalia; Primates; Cercopithecidae. Gene Ontology annotation, cellular component: spindle pole; cytoplasm; nucleus. Gene Ontology annotation, molecular function: protein binding; protein serine/threonine kinase activity; ATP binding. The record is from RefSeq and is a predicted model, not a curated record. Gene Ontology annotation, biological process: regulation of cytokinesis; protein phosphorylation; mitotic cell cycle.